Glarea lozoyensis ATCC 20868 is the source of this 987-nucleotide messenger RNA. RefSeq lists its product as uncharacterized. Bases 1 to 987 code for a protein of 328 amino acids. Gene Ontology annotation, biological process: regulation of cyclin-dependent protein serine/threonine kinase activity. Gene Ontology annotation, cellular component: nucleus; cyclin-dependent protein kinase holoenzyme complex. The transcript has a single exon. The record is from RefSeq and is a predicted model, not a curated record. Gene Ontology annotation, molecular function: protein kinase binding; cyclin-dependent protein serine/threonine kinase regulator activity. Lineage: Eukaryota; Fungi; Ascomycota; Leotiomycetes; Helotiales; Helotiaceae.
AUGUCUCCCUCAUGUGCUCAAGGCGCAAGUGGUCGAUCAUCCGAGACUGAGAACAUGCCGCAUAUACACGACUCCGCCGACACCUUCUCAUACACCCUCCCACCCCGUCCCAACCCGUCAGAAGACGCGGGUCUAGCAAUCGACGUUCGGAAUGAGGAUCCCAAUGCCUCACCACCCUCUGCCGACAGCCUGGAUGUCUUCACUAUCGGACCCAUCACCGCCCUGAAACUUCUUUGUGCUGGUAUCGAAGCUUUGACGCGAAUUACUGGUGAUGUCCCACCAACACCACCCCCGACGUUCUCGACGCCCCCGAAUAUGCGUGGUAUGCAAGCGGAAAAAGAGAAUAUUAUAAGGAGCAAUUCCUACAAGAACCUAGCAGAGUUGCAGAAACGGCCGAGGACACCUUCAGACUCGGGCUCGGAUAUUGAUGGGGUAGUGCUGAGGAAACGAGCCCCCAUUAGCAGUCCAGAGAUUGCUCCCACCGAGCCACAUAUAAUCAUUGGUGACAAUGCGGAACCGCUCAACGUCCAGCAUAGCGCCAUCACCCGCAAAUUCUACUCGAAGCAUCCUCCUCCGAUUUCGCUCGAGGAUUACUUGAUGAGAAUUCACAAGUUUUGUCCAAUGUCGACGGCAGUCUACCUUGCUACGAGCUACUAUAUCCAUAAGUUAGCGGUCGAUGAGAGAGCAAUUCCAGUCACACGGAGGAACAGCCAUCGGUUAUUACUGGCAGGACUGAGAGUUGCCAUGAAAGCGCUGGAAGAUCUCAGUUACCCACACUCUCGAUUCGCAAAGGUCGGCGGGGUCAGUGAAGGAGAACUUGCGAGGCUCGAAAUCAGUUUCUGUUUUCUAACAAACUUCGAAUUCAGAACGACCAAGGAGAAACUAUUGGAUCACGCCAUUAGUCUGAAGGAGAUAUCGUCCUUGCAAGGAUCCAUGAAUUUUAUACCAAGGAUGCCAUUGAAGAACAAGCGGCGGAUGAAUGGUUGA